Messenger RNA from Oldenlandia corymbosa var. corymbosa, 1041 nucleotides. NCBI's taxonomy places the organism in Eukaryota, Viridiplantae, Streptophyta, Magnoliopsida, Gentianales, Rubiaceae. The record is from the annotation of a GenBank genome assembly.
AUGUUAUUUGAUCCUAAUUUCGUGUACGAUGAACCUCAAAAACCUUUCUAUCUACUUUCUCAUGAAAACCCUAUUAAUUUUUCAACCAUUAAGAGAAUCCCAAAUGUCAUUGAUAGUGACAGCGAUAGUUGUGGGGCCAUAAUCCAUUUAUGGAACCCAUUUAUUAGAAGAUCCUUGAGUCUUACAACAUCAACUAUUGGUUUAGAGAAAUUCACAUUUAAUGAUUCUAGGCAUUUGGCUCUUGGGUUUGGUUACGUAUCUCAAAGGGAUGAUCAUAAGAUUGUCCGAAUCCUUUAUGUGGAGGAAGAGGAGAAUGGGUUUCUUAGCAGUGCAGCUGCACAAAAAAAAAUUGCUAAUAAAGAAAACAUUGUUCCAUUCGUUGAGAUAUUUUCACUCAGAAGUAAUACAUGGGAAAAGAUUGAAUCAUUCAUUUUUCCAUGGUAUUUGUGUGACUCUAUUUCAAGGGCUUUUGUCAACAACUGUGUCCACUGGAUGGCAUCUCACAUGGAUGGCAAUAGCAAUAAUAGCGAGCCAGUGAUUCUUUCAUUCGGUCUUCUGAAUGAAGUGUUUAGAGAAAUAAAGUUACCUGCUCACUACAAUUUUGAAGAGUCCAUGAUGGUCGAGGUUACUAUUUACAAAGGUAAUCUUUCACUUCUAUCCGCGCAUAACCCUAGUCUUGGCAACCUACAACAUUGUUUGUUGUUUGUAAUGGAGGAAUACAGGAAUGAAGCAUCUUGGACAAAAGAGUUUGAUGUUGUGUUGGACGGGUUUGUCCAUUUUCCAUCAUUGAUUACUGCUAACGAUGAAAUCGCCAUCAUCCGCACAAAUGUUGACGAUGGAAAAUCAGAAUUAUAUUUGCAUAAUUUUUGUAACAAUGAGAGUAGAGCAUUUGGUGAUGAUCAUAUUGAGGUACCAGAAAAUGUGGACUUUUUGCCGAUGAUUGGGAGUUUGGUUCUUUUGAAUUCUAAGAAUGAAAACAUGGAAUUGCAACAAGGAAUUUACGAUGAUGAAAAGGAAAAACAAGCUUUGGACAGCGCGUGA